Molecule: messenger RNA, 1490 nt
Organism: Batrachochytrium dendrobatidis JAM81
Lineage: Eukaryota; Fungi; Chytridiomycota; Chytridiomycetes; Rhizophydiales
Exons: 3
Coding region: 21-1181 (386 amino acids)
Source: RefSeq, a predicted model, not a curated record
AUUAUUCCUAAGCAUACAUUAUGGUUGUGAUCGUUCAAGAUAUGCCCUCGGGAGGGCUUCUGUUCCGUGGUGAACUCACUCAACGCAAAAUGACUGUCAAAUCUCAUCGCCAGGUUAUGCUUUGUCUUCCAACAACUACCGAUGACGUUAGUCUUAUUCAUGCGGAGCUUGCGCUUCAAACUGCAGCAUCCGCUGCUCAGCGAAACGACAAUCUUACUGUAGAGGAAGCUACUGAACUAGUUACAAAAAAUAAUAUGGAGGUUUACGGACACAUUUCGCUCUCGGCAGUAUCGGGAUAUCCGUUGCUUAUCGUUGGUACAAAUGUUAGAACCUACAUUCACUUUUCACAGAUUGAAGCACUGCUGAACGAAGUCGAGCUGCAAUCUCCGUGUACCUUUUCAAUUGUUACCGCUUACAAAGAGUUUAAAUUCUACACCAGCACUUCUGCGGAUUAUCAAAGAUGGAUUGGUGCUCUUACAGAAGCAUUUACCAACCUUAAUUUCAAUCUUAAACACGAAUCUUAUCGACCAGUUAGUCCAGAGUCUUUUAAUGAAGCGUUGCAUCACCAUGGUACUGCAGUUUCUCCAGUGUUCCAAACUGGCCAAUUUGAAUCUGAAAGGCGUCAAAGUGUGACGUCUCCGUCUCAUCUGGACAUGCCUGCACGCUCAAUAGUAGAUGCUGAUCCUAUUGCUUGGGAUUCCAGACUUUCACGCAACGCCGAAAUCAUUAUUGGUGCUGAUACUACUGAUGACAAUGUACUUUCUACAAAAUCCAGUCGCCUUUUUUCCAAAAUCAAAUCAUUUUUCAAACACGAUCAAGCACUUCAUAAUAACCAGGAUCAUGGCCAAGAUAUUCGUGCAACACCACGAAAUCGAUCACAGUCUCGUUCCCGGACUGUGUUGGGCCAUCGCCGAAGAUUCAGCUUUGUAACAGAAGACAAUCUUUCUGAAGAUACUCGUAUUGGUCGUAAAUCAAAUGUAUCCAGCUAUUCUCGAUCAGAUGCUCGCUCUCGGUCAAAUUCAAGAUCCCGUAGCAUAACUCAGUUUUUUACUGGCCUUGUACCAUCGCUAAGACUUGGUGACUCUGGCCAAUCAUUCUCAAAAAUGGUAUCUGAGGGUGUAUCACACCAGCCAGAGAAUCAGUAUUAUGGAAGUUCACAGCCUAAUCCCAGCUACCGCUAAACUCUAUCACUACUAAAACUGUCGUGUCCCGUGAUAUUUCAGUGCAAUGCUGAUUUAUCAUUUUACUUGUAUAUUGUUCUUUGUAGUCAUGUUGAUUGUGCCCGAUAGCAAUGCAGCUGUUGAAACGAUCCACGAUUAGUAUAGAGGGACUAUCGUGAUUUGUAGUGUCCAGUUGACAAUAGAUUCAAAAAUUGACAAACUAAAAUUCAUCUUUAUCAAUCUAUAAAUUGUAGCAUGGUUUAUACUUCAUUUUUUGAACUAAGCAUUUUCAACAAGUUAUAUUUUACCAAUAAAACACUUGGUGCGCUU